This is a messenger RNA of Esox lucius (northern pike), 4963 nucleotides long. RefSeq names its product NLR family CARD domain-containing protein 3-like. Gene Ontology annotation, molecular function: protein binding. Lineage: Eukaryota; Metazoa; Chordata; Actinopteri; Esociformes; Esocidae. The record is from RefSeq and is a predicted model, not a curated record.
UAUUACUAUUUAUAAAACAGACCAAAUUGUUCAUGGAAUAUUGAGUAAAAAAUAGCUGCAUUUCCUCUUACACAGACUGGUGACGUUGUAUGUCAGUAAACAUAAUGAACUGAAUGGAAUGCAGCAGAGUGAGAUGUUAAUUAUACUACAGUCUGAGUAUGAUCAGGGCUCAGUUUUUAUUUUCCUCUUAACUGAAUAAUGACUCUUAGAGCUAUAUGUUGACCUCCUACUGGGACACUGAAUGGUCACAGUAAUAUGGUGACCUACUGGGACAUUGAAUGGACACAGUAAUAUGGUGACCUCCUACUGGGACACUUAAUGAUCACAGUAAUAUAGUGACCACCUACUGGGACACUGAAUAGUCACAGUUAUAUGGUGACUUCCUACUGGGACACUUAAUGAUCACAGUAAUAUAGUGACCACCUACUGGGACACUGAAUAGUCACAGUUAUAUGGUGACUUCCUACUGGGACACUUAAUGAUCACAGUAAUAUAGUGACCACCUACUGGGACACUGAAUAGUCACAGUAAUAUGGUGACCACCUACUGGGACACUGAAUAGUCACAGUUAUAUGGUGACUUCCUACUGGGACACUUAAUGAUCACAGUAAUAUAGUGACCACCUACUGGGACACUGAAUAGUCACAGUAAUAUGGUGACCACCUACUGGGACACUGAAUAGUCACAGUUAUAUGGUGACUUCCUACUGGGACACUUAAUGAUCACAGUAAUAUAGUGACCACCUACUGGGACACUGAAUAGUCACAGUAAUAUGGUGACCUCCUACUGGGACAUUGAAUAGUCACAGUUAUAUGGUGACCUCCUACUGGGACAUUUCCCCUGUCUAGUUUUUACAUUUCAAUUAUGAAAGAAAGAACACAAUGAGGAUGUCAGAAUGUUGAUUGAGUUUUUAAACUAACACAUGAGACUGGUUGGCAAUCACAGAGUUGCAAAAUCCUAAAAGUGUAAAAGACUAUUUCUCUAUCUUGGGAACUAAAUUCUAUUUAAUUGGCCUUGGAAGCUCUAGUCCUCUACAGUGUGGAGUCCACAUUAGUAAUGGCUGUACCUUACUGUCAGUUUUGUGUCGUUGAGGUAACUUGGCUAGAUGUUUGUUUGGUCAAGGUAAGUUGUCAUCCUUUGCAGUUAAUUUUGGAUCCAUACAUUGUGCCUCUUGACUUUACAGUUAAUCUUUAUUAAGGAAAUGUGUGUCACAGAGGUGCAUGUGUCUCUAUAAUGAGUCUUUCUGAGGAGAGAGAAGAGGGGGAGCCUGCGUCUAAAUUUAGUGUCUCCAGGGAGAGAGAGGAAGGGACCACUGCCUCCAAAAUGAGUCUCUCUGGUGAACAUGGUACCACAGCUAAGAGCGGGCUAGUCCAGAUGGAGAUACCAGCCUCCCCAGUACCCAGCUGUCUGUCCAUGAAGAGUGACUGUUCUAUGCUACUACCUUUAUUGUUCCGUCAGGGACAUUCUUCUACUGAUCAAAGCCCAAUCCAAGAGGAAAUAACAGCCUCUCCUGUACCCACCUGUGUGUCCUUGAAGAGUGACAAGUCUAUGGGGCCUCCUAUUGACUUCAGAGAGGGAGUAUUUUCUACUGAACAAAGAGACACACAGGAGAGAUCAGAGUCAGAGAUUCUCAGUUGUUGGCCUGUACAGAGUCAUCAAAAAGACCUUUCCUCCAUAUUCAGUAUACUUGAACAGAAUAUCAUGACAUUUGUGAAGAAAGAGUUGAAGAGGUUUAAGACAAUGCUGAGUUCAGAUCUCCCAGAAGGCUUUAAGAGUCAGAGGGAGGAUGAGGAAGGUUUGGACCCUGAAGAUGAGAAGCAGGAGAUCAGGGCCAAAGAGGGGGCUCUGAUGAUCACAUGUCCUGAGGAAGAUGAACCAGAAGGAACUUGCUGACACACUGGAGAAAAGUGAGCUUGCUGUGAUUUGUCGUGAACACAAAUCUAACCUAAAAAAGACAUUUCAGUGUGUAUUUGAGGGUAUCGCUAAACAAGGGAACCCAACACUUCUCAAUAAGAUCUACACAGAGCUCUACAUCACAGAGGGUGGAAAGGGAGAGGUCAAUAAUGAACAUGAGGUGAGACAGAUUGAGACUGCAAAUAGGAAACAAGCAAGACCAGAGACAGCAAUCAAAUGUAAUGACAUCUUCAAACCCUUACCUGGACAAGACAAACCUAUCAGAACUGUGAUGACAAAGGGAGUCGCUGGAAUUGGAAAAACUGUUUCUGUGCAGAAUUUCAUUCUGGACUGGGCUGAAGGAAAAGCCAAUCAUGAUGUCCAAUUUGUAUUUCCUCUCCCUUUUAGGGAGCUGAAUUUAAUGAACGGGAAAGAACUCAGUUUGAUUCAGCUCAUCAAUCAUUUCUCAAUGGAAACCAAAAAAGCAAGAAUCUCUGACUACAACAAAUACAAAGUUCAGUUCAUAUUUUAUGGUCUAGAUGAGUGCCGACUGCCCCUUGACUUCAAGAACAACAAGAGCUGUUGUGAUGUGACAGAGUCAACCUCAGUGGAUGUGCUGCUGACGAACCUCAUCAAGGGGAAUCUGCUUCCCUCUGCUCUCCUCUGGAUAACUACCAGACCUGCAGCAGCCAAUCAGAUUCCUUUAUGGUGUGUUGACCAGGUGACAGAGGUGAGAGGGUUCAAUGACACACAGAAAGAAGAGUAUAUCAGGAAAAGAUUCACUGAAGAGGACCUGGCCAGCAGAAUCAUCUUACACACAAAGACAUCAAGGAGCCUCCACAUCAUGUGUCACAUACCAGUCUUCUGUUGGAUCGUUACUGUGACUACAGAUGAUAAAGUAGAGCUGCCCAAGACCCUAACAGACAUGUACUCACACUUCCUUGUGUUUCAGUCCACACACAGGAAUGUAAAGUACGAGGGGAAUAAAGAGACCAAUACACACUGGAGUAAAGAGAACAUUCUGACACUAGGAAAGCUGGCCUUUAAACAGCUUCAGAAAGGCAAUCUGAUUUUCUAUGAAGAAGACCUAAAAGAUUGUGGCAUUGAUGUUAGUGAAGCAACAGUGUACUCAGGAGUCUGUACACAGAUCUUUAAAGAGGAAUGUGGACUGAAUCACGACAAGGUGUUCUGCUUUGUCCAUCUGAGCAUUCAGGAGUUUCUAGCUGCUGUAUAUGUGUUUCUCUCAUUCAUCAACAACAAUGAGAAUCUAAUGGAUGAACAACAAUCAACCGACAGGAACGUUGUAGUGCAGUUAAGAGACCAAGUCACAUUCUACAAGACUGCUGUGGAUAAAGCCUUCCAGAGUAAGACUGGACACCUGGACCUUUUUCUUCGCUUCCUUCUGGGUCUCUCACUGGAGUCAAAUCAGAAGCAUUUACGAGGUCUACUGACAAAGACCAUAAGCAGCUCACAGAGCCAUGUCGAAACAGUGAAGUACAUCAAGGAGAAGAUCAGGGAGAAUCCCUCUUCAGAGAGGUGCAUCAAUCUGUUCCACUGUCUGAAUGAACUGAAUGACCGUUCUCUAGUGGAGGAGAUCCAAAGAUACCUGAGUUCAGGACGUCCCUCCAGAGAAGAACUGUCACCUGCACAGUGGUCAGCUCUGUCCUUUGUGUUACUGACUUCAGAAGAGGAGAUUGAUGUGUUUGACCUGAAGAAAUACUCCACAUCAGAGGAAGGUCUUCUGGGGUUGCUGCCAGUGGUCAAAACCUGCAGAAUUGCUCUACUGUCAGGCUGUGGAAUCACAGAGAAAGGCUGUGCUUCUCUGAUCUCAGCUUUUAAGUUAAACCCCUCACACCUGAAAGAGCUGGAUCUUAGUUACAACCAGCCAGAGGAUUCAGUGGAGCAGCUCUCUGCUUUGAUGGAGGAUCCAGAAUGUAGACUGGAGACUUUGAGGCUGUCAGGCUGUGGAAUCACAAAGAAAGGCUGUGCUACUCUGGUCUCAGCUCUGAAGUCAAACCCCUCACACCUGAAAGAACUGGAUCUGAGCUACAAUCAGCCAGAGGAUUCAGUGAAGCAUCUCUCUGCUUUGGUGGAGGAUCCACAAUGUAAACUGGAGAUUCUGAGGCUGUCAGGCUGUCUGGACACAGAGGAAGGCUGUGCUUCUCUGGUCUCAGCUCUGAAGUCAAACCCCUCCUACCUGAAAGAGCUGGAUCUGAGUAACAACGACCUGAAGGAUUCAGGUGUCAAGCAUCUUUCUUUCAUGCUGAAGGAUCCACAAUGUAGACUGGAGACACUGAGACUGUCAGGCUGUCUGGUCUCAGAGGAAGGCUGUGCUUCUCUGGUCUCAGCUCUGAAGUCAAACCCCUCACAUCUGAAAGAGCUGGAUCUGAGCUACAAUCACCCAGGAGACUCAGGAUUCAGACUGCUCUCUGCUGGACUGGAGGAUCUACACUGGAGACCUGAGAAACUCAAUUUGGAUCAUGGUGGAGAGUGGACGUUGAAAUCAGGACUGAAGAAAUACAUCUGUGAUCUCACACUGGACCCAAACACAGCACACAGAAACCUCUCUCUGUCUGAGGAGAACAGAAAGGUGACAUGGAGGAGAGAGGAGCAGCCGUAUCCUGAUCACCCAGAGAGAUUUGAUGUCUGGCUACAGGUGUUGUGUAGAGAGGGUCUGUCUGGACGCUGUUACUGGGAGGCAGAGUGGAGUGGGACAUGGGUUAGGAUAGGAAUGACAUAUAAAGGAAUCAACAGGAAAGGAGGAGGUGGUGACUGUUGUCUUGGACACAAUGACAAGUCCUGGAGUUUGACCUGUGAUGAUGACCGUUACUCUGCUUGUCACAAUAAUAAGAAAACUUUCAUACCUGUCACCUCCUCAGAUCCCCACAGAGUAGGAGUGUAUCUGGACUGGCCAGCCGGUACUCUGUCCUUCUACAGGGUCUCCUCUGACACACUGACCCACCUGUACACAUUCAACACCACAUUCACUGAGCCCCUCUAUCCAGGGUUUAGGGUUCAGUACUCCUCAGUGUCUCUGUGUCAGAUGGUCCCUGUGUCAAACACAGCAUGA